CCGCUUAUUGCAGACCAAAGAGCGCAGCGCUUCCACAUUUCACUUUCUUCGCUCGCCUCCUCCGAUCCCUCAGAAGUCAGAAAGAGAGGCAAUUUAAUGGAGUUGGAAAUGCGUAUAAAGCUGUGAAUUUCGCACACAUACACACAGAGUGAAAGAAAGAGAGAUCGAGAUGAGGAUGGAGGAGGAGACUCACAUUCUGGAGAUUCACUUGAUCUCUGCUCAAGGUCUGAAGGCGCCAAGCGCUAACCUGCGCCGAAUGCAAACAUACGCUCUCGCCUGGGUGGACUCCUCCGCCAAGCUCAGAACAAGCGUGGACCGAUUUGGCGGAGAAAACCCCACCUGGAACGACAAGUUCCUCUUCCGAAUCUCACCCGACUUCAUCUCAAGUGAAACCUCCGGCGUCACCUUCGAGUUCUACGCCGUCGCCUGCAUUAAGGAUAUUCUCGUCGGAUCCGUCCGUUUCCUACUCAGCAGCUGCCCCACUGCAGUCCAGGCAUCCGCCGGAACUCCGGCCUUCAUAGCCGCCCAGAUACAACGCCCUUCUGGAAGAUUCCACGGCGUCCUCAACAUCGGAGCCGCUGUCUACAAAGCUACCAAGUUGGAUCGUGCAAUGAUGAACGGAGUGCCGGCAACUUCUUUCCGCGACUUGAUGGGGAAGAAAGAAAACCUCCUCCGCCGUAACCGACGCCUGAGCGACAUCGGAUCCAAGCGAAGCAGCCAUAGAUCAUCCAAUGGAGACUCAACCAAUUCUUCUUUAUCGUCAUCAUCUUCCAAUUCCUCCAGCAGUUGCUCCUCAGCGACAGAUGCGGGAAAGAAAGAGCUUGGAUCAGACGGUGGGGGAGGAGGCUUGCUGUGUGGACUAAUGAUGCAGAGAAGAUUCAGUUUCUGUCCGUUGGAUCAGAACAUGAUGCGGAUUGCGGAGUGGGCCGACUCUCUUGAGAAGAAGCAAUGAGCAGCCCACUCUAUAUCGGCCCAAUUUUACUGCAAAUUUGCCAUAGCCCAAUGGCCCGAGUAACCAAAUUGCUAAACUUUACAACCAAGUGAGAUGGAGUUGAACUACAUACUUUUCUUUGUUUAAGCUCUCUAUUGCCUUAAAUUCUAGCUUAUAUAGUUGCAUUAUAUUGAAAAAUUAAGGA
Molecule: messenger RNA, 1136 nt
Organism: Ipomoea triloba (trilobed morning glory)
Lineage: Eukaryota; Viridiplantae; Streptophyta; Magnoliopsida; Solanales; Convolvulaceae
Exons: 2
Coding region: 170-952 (260 amino acids)
Biological process (GO): defense response
Source: RefSeq, a predicted model, not a curated record